AGCGUCAUCCCAAAACAUAUGUCCAUGCCCUUUACGGUGGCUCAGAGCUAUUAAUGUAUAACGUCGAUAAAGUCAUUGUCAAUAUGGAUUUGGAGAAAAGCACAUAUUCAUGGCUUGACAAAAAAUCUAUACUUGUUGACCUUCAAUUAACCGAUGAUCAAUUUUUGGAUGUUUGCAUUCUCGCCGGUUUCGAAUAUUGUGGCACUUUUCCGCCACUAAACUCUGAAUUCAGUGGAUUCAGCUUUAAAGGUGUUCAUGAUCUAAUUAAACAGUAUCGAAACGGUUUCAACGCCGUUCAAGGUUAUGCGGAUCAUGCGGGCGUCCAAAAGACGAACUACAUAGAAACGUUCUGUCGUACCAGGUGUGCUAUCAAGUUCCACAUGGUAUUGACGGAUGAAGGAAGAGUAGAACCAUUAAACGCGGAGACAUCACCAAGCGAUAUUCAUGAUGUAAUUGGCUAUCGUUUACCAGACGAGGUAUAUUUUUAUUUAUCCAGAGGGUUGAUGUCUCCACAGGUUAUUAAUACUUUGAUAUCAGGUGUUCUUAUUGAAAAUCCGCCCCUAUGCAAUGGCGAAACACAAGAAUAUAGACAAUUUCUGAAACAAAUACUUGAUCUUCGAACACAAGCAAUGGGCUUACUUACUCAGCCUUUGCACCAAUUCUACCAAUCUAGACGUGUUGUGAGUGUUUAUUGGUUUGAGUCCGGUAAUGAACAUCCAUUAAAUCAUAAUAUUGCACCAAGCGUUCAUGAGAAUUUAAAUACUUGGAACGUUUUGGAAAGGGGGUUAGAAGAAGAAAAGAAAGCACAAAAGACUUCUGUUAUUGAUAUUGCUUUUUGCUUGAGAGCAACAGCAACUGAAGAGCAAGCUGCAAAGACCAUUAUGCCUAAAAACAAUGAUAAAACUAUUGAUUCUAAAGAUGAAAUCAUAAGUAAUGUACUGUGGAAACUUUUGGAAUUACGGCAGUUUUUAACACAUGCCCAACAUACCCAUACCGUAUGGGGUGCCGCUUUCAAAAAGGCUCUUAACCCUAAGUCAACUGAAUCUCAUCACGAGCAAUUAUUUAGUGCAUUAGAAUUGAUUAGAUUCGGCUAUCUUCAUGGUAAUCAUUACAGUAGAGAAUACUAUAAAGCACCUAGUUGCGUGAAUGAUGAAGAAAAAAGACAUAUUCUCCUAAUUUCAAGGACCCUUAGUUUAGUUCCAGCAAAAUUUAAAGCUACAUCAUGGGUUGGACCUUUAUGUAGAGAGAUGUUGGUUUUUAACAGCUUUGUUAAAGCAUUAAAUCGAUCAUUACGCAAUCUAUGUGAAAUGUUAACUUUAUCGAUGUUUUUGAAUGGUGACUGUGAAAAGGAUCGUCAAGAUUAUCUUGAUAUCGCAUUAAGUCUUCCAUUUUUAUAUGACGCGAAUUGUGGAUUGGGUAUUAUCGUCAAAACAUAUCUUGAAAGUACUAUUACUUUGUCAAAGGAAUCAAAGGAAAAUGACAGAAAUAUCAAGUCAGAUGCACUUAAGAAACUUGAGGAAACCUUCACUGCGUAUAUAAAUGUUAAGGAUGAUCUAGAAAAUGGAUUGAUGUUCUGGGAUGAGGUUUUGAUUGCUGUAAAGUCGCUUAAGGGAGUAAUAUCCUCUGAUAUUUCAAAUCAAUUCUUAAAUGCAAAUACUUGGUUAGCUUCUCGAC
Molecule: messenger RNA, 1674 nt
Organism: Racocetra persica
Lineage: Eukaryota; Fungi; Glomeromycota; Glomeromycetes; Diversisporales; Gigasporaceae
Source: the annotation of a GenBank genome assembly